AUGUUACCAAAUGCUCCGAAAAUUCCUAGUUGUAAUUUCAUUUGGAAAAGACAUAUAUCGAGUGGGCCUUCGCGGUUAUAUCUAGUCACAAAUUUUUAUAGAAAAAGUGGUUUACUUAAACAAAAAACUCAACGACUUGGAUUCCGAUGUAAAUAUUCUACUGAUCCAUGUAAUCCCUUGCCUCCUAAUCUCAGGGCCAAAGGGCCUUGUCCUGAGCCUCAACCCAGUUGUGAGCCGCCACCAAAAAAGAAAUCGAGAGGCUUUGCUACAACUUUGGCUUUAAUUGGAGUUGGUACAGCAGCAGUUGUUGCUUAUGCCAAAUAUGAUUGUGAAUUUAGAAACUAUAUAGAAGAACAUGCACCUUUUUUUAAUGAAUUUAUUAAAAUUGCAACACAGGAAGACUAUACAUAUGCUGAAAGUUGGGAAAAAUUUGUUAAAUAUAUUUUAAGCUGGUAA
Molecule: messenger RNA, 456 nt
Organism: Pediculus humanus corporis (human body louse)
Lineage: Eukaryota; Metazoa; Arthropoda; Insecta; Psocodea; Pediculidae
Exons: 3
Coding region: 1-456 (151 amino acids)
Source: RefSeq, a predicted model, not a curated record